AUGACAUGUCGCCUUCACUUUUUCCCCCAUUGUGGUGGUGCAGUGGUGGUAGUGGGGGGAACAGAAAGAAAGUACAUGCCGGACAUCACGACGCCGUUUCUCCUGAGGGUGCGAGGCGGUGAUCGGAUGCGUCUGCGAGGGAACCACCACGAGCCGCAGUCCCUUUCUUUUGUCACCGCACUGACCGGCUUGGUGUUCACACGGCGCCUUGCGGCGACCACAUCGGCCCCAGUUACUGUGUCACUUGUCGCGCACUGCGACGCGGCGGGCGAGGACAAAAUCAACGGUCGCUGCUUCACAAUCGCCACUCAUUCUUUUGCCACACCAGCAGUUGCCAAUUUAUCCGAUGAGAGGGAGGAGGAGGAGGAGGAGGAGGCGGCCGUGGUGGUGCUUCGCUCACCGAUUGUGUUGACCUCGUCGGGUCCUGUUCACUCGUUGGAGGUGCGGUGCGCAGAGAAGAAGCGCGGGGACCCAUCACGGGGCCGCACCACCGCUGACGCUAAAUUCUACGCGGCCACUAUGCAUGGAAUGCAGCGGACUGCUCUAACAAGGGCACAGGUGAAUUUACUGCGCGCUGCUGAUAGCGAGACGAGACGAAAAUGA
This is a messenger RNA of Trypanosoma cruzi, 603 nucleotides long. RefSeq lists its product as uncharacterized. Bases 1 to 603 code for a protein of 200 amino acids. The record is from RefSeq and is a predicted model, not a curated record. The transcript has a single exon. Lineage: Eukaryota; Euglenozoa; Kinetoplastea; Trypanosomatida; Trypanosomatidae.